CAACACUACUAUAUAACUAAUAAUUUGAGGUAAAAUGAAACAGGCUGGCAUGCUUUUAACAGCUUUCUUCCUGGUCUUCUUAGCUCACGCUGCAUUAACAGAGGAGUACCCGACAUGCGACUGUUGGACUCCCGAGUGUGGAUACUGUUCUAAACUGGAGUGUACGGUCAAGCAAACCUCAAACCUCGGUAUCACUGUCAGCUCCAAACUCAGGUGGAAGAAGCAAAACACUAUUGUUCUGUUUGAUGAUGCUGGAGCGGAGGUUGGGAGGUUCCGGUUGAGCCUCAGAGGGAUCUCCCUAUCGGGAUGUUCGAGUUGCCACACCCCGGGACCUCUGAAGAGAGCGAGAACUAGGGGAGGGCCCACUCAGUGGGCGUUUUCUCUGGGGGGAGGUUCCAUUCAGAUAGCAAUCAAGGGACAGGUUCUGUACAGUCAAAAAAUGGGCGGCCGAUGUGCGGAGAAGUAUGGUAAAGCUACGAGGUUUGCCUUCUACAACAUGGGUUGUGAGAACACCUUCUCAUAUGUAGAAAGUGAGAUGGAGUUAGGAGCACUGGUAUCAGCAGACUGCGGAGGAGCUUGCUCUAAAUAGUUUAAAUAGUUAUUGAUAUGCUAACUUUGUUAUCUAAUACAUAUUUAGACUAUUGUCAAUUUAGUUUGACAUCUUUAGGUCACUAUAAGUAUAAAUAAUAUAAAUAUCCCUGACCAUUUUAAUCUCAACGGAAUUGAACGUCUUGAGUAGGUAAAUAACAAGUACUUUGAGGUGGCAAUAGCUUGGUGUUUGGUAAUCUGAUUUUGAUAUCACUGAUGAGGGAUGAUGUAGCAAACAUAUUUUAUGUUAUUAUGAAUAUUAUGUGCAUUGAUAGGAUUUUAAUUAAAAAAGAUAUAUUGCAUUUCAUAGACAUUCA
Bolinopsis microptera is the source of this 905-nucleotide messenger RNA. RefSeq lists its product as uncharacterized. The record is from RefSeq and is a predicted model, not a curated record. NCBI's taxonomy places the organism in Eukaryota, Metazoa, Ctenophora, Tentaculata, Lobata, Bolinopsidae. The transcript has 3 exons. The coding region runs from base 35 to 589 and encodes 184 amino acids.